UGAAAUUGUGUGUGUGUAAAUUUAGCCGAAAUUUUAGCCGCACAAAAAAUUUAACGCGAAUUUGUUGAAAAUAAUUCACAAAUUUAGUGAAGUUUUACAGGAAACUGGGUGAAAAACGCGUACUAGGCACUAAGUUGUUUAGUUUAUUAGUGCAAAGAGUGUUAUGAAGUGAGUGCAAUUCUUCGAGGAAGUAACCAAGAAAAAAUUUGGCAGUGGCUCAUCGGUGUAUCGUGCUCGUGCGAAAUGGAAAACGUCGUCGCCUUUAAUAAUGAGCUUUCUAGCCUCUAUGAUCAGAAGCCGCCUAUUUCCAAGGCCAAAAUGGCCGCCAUCACUAAAUCGGCGAUGCGCGCCAUCAAGUUCUACAAGCACGUCGUUCAGAGUGUUGAGAAGUUCAUACUCAAAUGUAAACCCGAAUAUAAAGUUCCCGGACUUUACGUCAUUGAUUCAAUUGUUCGCCAGUCACGCCAUCAAUUUGGUCCCGAAAAAGAUGUAUUCGCGCCACGCUUCGCCCGUAACAUUAAGGAAACAUUUGCGAAUCUUUUUCGCUGCGCACCUGAUGAUAAAAGCCGCAUUAUACGUGUGCUUAAUCUAUGGCAAAAGAACAAUGUAUUUGCCCCCGAAGUUAUACAGCCAAUUUUCGAUUUAGCCGAUCCAAAUCAUCCAAUUUACCAAUUGCCACCAAGUGGUGGUACUGGUGGACCAAACAUGACUGGAAGUAAUUUAAAUGAUAUUGCAUCGGGUGGUGCAAAUGGCCUAAAUCUAUCGUCUACCUCUAUGGAUAUUAGUAUGAAUGCAACGGGAUCCAACGAUGAUAAGCAUGGUGGCAUGCCAGAAAUUACGACAAUAUGUCAUGAAAAAGCGCAAAAUAUGCUUGAUAACAGUACAUUGCGUCAGUUGGAACAUAUGCAACAAUAUCUCAAGCGUCAUAGCGCAUCAGCAACAACAACUGGUUCCACUAAAGCUACACGCGAAAUGCGAGAAUCGCGCGAUUUGCGGGAAAUACGUGAAACUCGAGAACUACGCGAAACACGAGAAAUGCGUGAGCCGCGUGAGCCGCGUGAAUUACGUGAAAUGCGUGAGUCGCGCGAUUUGCGUGAUUCACGAUCAGAUAGAGAUGCACACGAAUAUGCUCGGCUAAUUGAUAGCGGAGCUGGUGGCGGUAGUGGACGAAGUGCAAGUAACGUUGGAAAUGUUGGCGCUGGUGGCAGUGGAAUCUCCAGUAGUGGCAAUAAAUCCCAACAUACUGAAUCCUAUAUAAAAUAUACAAAAAGCAGCCAUGAGGUUAUACUGGACGACAACGAUGGUCUAGAUAAUAACUCGCCGCAGCAUUCAUCCAAACUAAUCGAUAACAAUAACUUGCAACAACUACUUAACGAUCCAAAUGUCUUGCUACAACUGCAAACGUUGCAGAAUUUCCAAAAAAUGAAACAACAAGAGGAACAGCAAUAUAAAAUAAACGAAAUGCGUAUGCAAGAGAAAGAAUUUGAGAAACAUUUACAAAAUGUUUUGAAGACGCAAGCUGGUGGGCAUGUCGUAUCCGCUGAGUCAAGUGAGUUCAACAAAGAAGUGGAAUUCGUAUCGGUGGAACAAAAAAUUGAGGUUAUCAAUUUGGAUGGCAACGAUUCACGCAGCCCGUCGCCAACACACGAUCGUGAUCGCUACAAGUCUUCUCGUCGCCGCAGCAGCCGUAGUCGUAGUCGUUCGCGGUCUCGCGACCGUGGUCGUCGUCGGCGUUCACGUUCCCGUUCGCGCAGCCGUUCACCACGUGGUUCAUAUCGACGUCGCUCAUCGCGUGAUCGGGAUCGUGAUCGCAGCGUAAGGGAUAAGGAGAAGGAGCGUGAACAUGAGCGUGAGCGUCGCAGGAAAGGUCUGCCAGAUAUCAGGAAGGAGCAUUUAAGCGUAUGUAGUACCACACUUUGGGUGGGACAUCUCUCAAAACUGGUUUAUCAAGAGGAAUUAUCCGACACUUUCGGCGCCUAUGGCGAUAUCGUGAGCAUUGAUUUGAUUGUGCCGCGCGGUUGUGCAUUUAUAGUGAUGCAUAGGCGUCAGGAUGCGCACAAGGCUAUGCAAAAUCUGAAAAAUCACAAACUACAAGGACGCGCUAUCACCAUCUCAUGGGCCGCGGGUAAGGGCGUCAAAAGCAAAGAAUGGAAAGAUUUUUGGGAUCUAGAAUUAGGUGUGACCUACAUACCUUGGACUAAAUUGGAUGGCGAUACAGAUUUUGAUGCAUUAGAAGAGGGUGGCAUGUUCGAUGAAGAUUCCAUGCCCGGCUGGGUGAAGGAUAAAAUUAAUCACAUGAAGAGUCUUAAAGAAAAAGCUUCAGAGAAUGCCGCCAAUAUGCCAACCGGCGCACCACCAGGUCCGAAUGCGGGAAAUACUGGUUUAUUAUUUGGCAUCGACACUACACAACCACCACCGGGGCCACCACCUACUAGUGGUCCACCUCCAAAAAUGCCUAUGGUAGCAGUUCAAUUCCCAAUGGCACCUCCAAUGGGUGGACCGCCACGCAUGUUGGGUCCCAUGGGACCGAUGCCUUUAUCUGGCAUACCUAUGCCACCGAAUAUGGUGCCCGGUAUGCCGCCGCCACACCCGAUGAUGAUGCAAACUGGUAUAAUGCCGCCAGCUUUUCCACCUAUACCCGGACAGGUGGCUGGUGGUAGUGGUCCGCCACCGGGCAUGGGACCACCUAUGGGAAUGCCACCACCUGGUCAGUAUCCACCACCAGCGGCAAUGUCGUCCGGAGUACCCCCGCCAGCCGUUGGCAACGCAUCAUCCAGCGACGAUCAAAUGGAUAUUGAAAUGGAUGAGGAAGACGGUCCCAGUUCUGCCAACAUACCAGCACCAGUUAAUGCGCCAGCGAUGAAUUUCAAUCAGCCACCACCAAUGUUUGGCGGACCAAGUGGUGGUCCCGGUGCCGAAACUGGCUCAGGCGAUAUCUUUAAUCGUGACCGAAAUCGCGAUCGUGGCGGAGCAGGUGGUAACAGUCGUUGGGGUGGACGAAGUGGCGCCAAUGACGAAGUAGAUUUAAUUGAAGCUGCAAAAAGAUGGCGUGAAAACGGUGGUCAGGCCAACUUCAAUGAAUCAGCCGGUAUGGGCGGACCACCCAAUUUUAACGAUGGUGCCAUGGGAGGUCCACCGAAUUUCAACGAGGGUGGUAUGACCGGUGCACCACCUAAUUUCAACGAAGGUGGCAUGAUUGGUGGACCACCUAAUUUCAAUGAAGGUGGUAGAGGCGGCCGUGGUGUUGGACCUAUGAAUAUGCCCCCACAUGAAAUGAACAAUCCACAACAUCGUCCUGAUUUUAUGAAUGACUUUGAUGGUCGUGGUGGACCACGCGGCGGUGGCCCACGUGGGGGCGGCAAUCACAAUGGCGAUUUCUAUCCCAAUAUGCAGAAUCGCUUCAAUCAACCGACAAGUCUCAUGCAAAUGCGUAUACCACCACCGAACGCGUUCAAUCAGCGCAUGGGUGGACCCGGUGGUGGACCAAUGUUUAUGCGUGGCGGACACGGAGGACCAGGAGGCGGUCCUGGACAAGGACAAGGGCCGGGGAGACAAGGUUUCUUUAAUCCACGCAAUCCAUUUGAUCGUGACAUGCCUGGUCGUGGCGGUAGAGGUGGUCGUGGAGGCCGUGGUGGUGGGCGCGGCGGUAUCGGUGGUCAUGGUGCGCCAGGUAACUGGAGCGAUGAAGAGGGCGAAGAUGGCAACGCGUUCAAGCGACGUGGUGGUGCUGGAGCCAGUGGGUCCGCUGGCGGCGGUGGCAAUCGUUUUCGCGAUCGUGAUGUACCCGAAGAUUGGCAUGGACGCGGCGGUCCUGGUGGCAACCGAAGAGGCGCUACCGGCGGCAAUCGAGACCGUUCCGAACGCGGUGAUCACCGUGACAACGAACGAGGUGACCGUGAGCGUGGUGGCAGCAACCGACGUAGCUCGCGCGAUACAGCACGCGACAUCACAAAAUCAAGUGCUAAACCUGAAGAUACUGAAGAUGAUUGGGAUCUAGAGUUGGAGGAAUACAAACCAGAUGGCAACUCGUCAGCAACGGUUAAAACAACGUCAUUGUUUGAAAACUCCACAACAGCGCAAGAUGCCGAAAGCAGUAGAACAGCGAAAGACAAAGAGCAAUAUGUAGAGAACGCUGGCAAGAAGCAUAGCGAAGACGUGCAGAAAAGCGAACCCACUAUCAAGGCGGCGAAUGAGCCAGUAGUGCCGGAAACAAAAGGAGAAAAUUUACCACUACAGCCAGUGCAACAAAAGGAGCUAAGUGAGAAACCCGUAACCCAACCAGCAAAGGAAACACCUGAACCGCCUGCGCCAGCCGUUGAAAAUGUAACGGCACCUGCUACAGCUGUAGCGCAAGCACCAACAGCUGCCGCCGACAUACCGCCACCAGCCGUCACGGCAGAGGAAAAGCCAAGUGAAUAAAUAGAACUUUGAAGAAGUUAUGAUUUGCGUGAAUAGAGCGCCAACUCAACUCACAUACAUAUUAAAUAUUAGCAAAGCAAUUUAUAAUUUUUAUUUUAUUAAACAUAAUUCUAUAAAAAGUUACCUAAGAAUAGACAAAAACAACAUUUUGCUUAAUUUGUAAAAAAAAAUCGUGUGUAAAAUGAUUAAUAUUAUUAUACUUUCCAAUACUUUGAAGCUUGUGCUUCAAUCGAGUCAAGUUAAAAGAGAUUAACAUUUUUAAAUUUAAUGUUUGACAAGGACACACGCUAGGGAAUUAUUUGAGUUGUAAGAGAUACGCAUAUAAACGCAAAUUGCAUACAUAAGAUUCCCCAGUGGAAAGCAAAUCAAAUGCGAUAGAGGCAAACAAGCAACAGCUAAUAUGUGUUAAACAAUAUUUUACUAUUUUAUUUUACUGAUAGUAUUCUGAAAGAAGCGAGCAGAGCAACAAUUUAUCACAAAUCCAACUAAGAAGACAAACUUAAUAUUCCAUAUGUACUAUAGCCAAGUUAAUACAAUUUAAUGACAUUUUAUUUUUAACUGUGGACACUUCCACAUGCUGGCAAUACUGUUAAUUGUGUUAAACAUAGAACAUUUGCAGUGCUACAAAGCUUGGCUUACAAAGCAACCACUUUUUGCGCCAAAAACAACAUUAAAGUUAUGUGAAAGGGAUUAAAUUGCCGAGCGUAUCAUGUUCGUAAUGUUUAUCCCAAAGUUGAGCCAACAAUCAAACAAAUCACUAACGAUUAAAGUGAUUUGUUAUUGAAAUUCAUAAGAAUUUUUUUUUGUUUUGUUUUGAACGUCAUUCAAAAGUCACAUAAAUAAGUGCAUACAAGAAUAUGAAUCAAAUUUAAGAUUUAGUAUAUAACCUAUUUAGAUUACUGCAAAUUAUCGUAUAUGUAUACAUAUGUAAUACGAAUAUCAUUUGAAGAAAUAAAUAUGCAAAUUGAAAUGCA
Messenger RNA from Bactrocera dorsalis (oriental fruit fly), 5393 nucleotides. It is a transcript of the gene Isha, whose product is annotated as SR-related and CTD-associated factor 4. NCBI's taxonomy places the organism in Eukaryota, Metazoa, Arthropoda, Insecta, Diptera, Tephritidae. The transcript has 9 exons. Gene Ontology annotation, molecular function: RNA binding. The record is from RefSeq and is a predicted model, not a curated record. Gene Ontology annotation, cellular component: nucleus. Bases 244 to 4419 code for a protein of 1391 amino acids.